UCGUGAUUUUCGCGGAUGCGGGGAGCCACACACACACACGCACAGAACGCGCGCGCGCGCGAACCCAGGGUCACCUUCUGUAGCGUCUCUACGACGGAGAGGAGCUGCGCGCGCUUCCGACCGCACAGCGGAGAAAACGCCAUUUAAUCGUGUUUGAGGAAGUUCUCUCUGCUGCAGUCUUCGUUCUCCGGCCAGCUUCACUCCGUCCACAGACAUGUCCGGCUCCUACGAUGAAUCCGCCGCUGCUGAUGAGGCCAUGGACAGUUUUUGGGAGGUGGGGAACUACAAACGUGCCGUGAAGAGAAUUGACGAUGGCCAUCGACUCUGCAACGAUCUCAUGAACUGCCUUCAGGAACGUGCCAAGAUCGAGAAGGCCUACAGUCAGCAGCUCACUGAGUGGUCCAAGAGAUGGAGACAGCUGAUCGAGAAAGGACCUCAGUAUGGUUCUGUGGAGCGAGCCUGGCUGGCUGUGAUGACCGAGGCAGAUAAAGUGAGCGAGCUCCAUCAGGAGGUGAAGAACGGCCUGCUGAACGAGGACGUGGAGAAGGUGAAGAACUGGCAGAAAGACUCCUACCAUAAACAGAUGAUGGGCGGCUUCAAGGAGGCCAAAGAGGCAGAAGAAGGUUUCAAGAAAGCUCAGAAACCGUGGGCCAAGAAACUCAAAGAGAUGGAAACAGCUAAGAAGACGUACCACAUGGCCUGUAAGGAGGAGAAGCUGGCGGCAUCCCGCGAGGCCAACAGCAAGUCCGAGGCGUCCGUCACUCCGGACCAGCAGAAGAAACUGCACGAGAAAACGGAGAAGUGCAAACAGGAUGUACAGAAGGCAAAGGAGAAGUAUGAGAAGUCUCUGGAUGAGUUGGGGAAAUGUCAGCCUCAGUACAUGGAGAGCAUGGAGCAGGUGUUUGAUCAGUGUCAGCAGCAUGAGGUCAAGAGACUCAACUUCCUCAAAGAGGUUCUACUGGACAUCAAACGCCACCUCAACCUCACCGAGAACCAAAGCUAUGCCUCAGUUUACCGUGAGCUGGAGCGCAGCAUCCUUGCCAUCAACUCUCAGGAGGAUCUGAAGUGGUUCAGUAACAACCACGGCCCCGGCAUGCACAUGAACUGGCCCCAGUUUGAGGAAUAUAAUCCAGAGGCCACCAACGCUGUGGCCAAGCGAGAGAAGAAGAAACCGGACGGAGCUGCUCCUGCCACGCCCAGUACAGAGCACGGAGGACAGCCAGGAGACCGCGGCAGCGUGAGCAGCUAUGAUAAGAACCAGGCGUACUCUACGGAGUGGUCUGAUGAUGAGCAGCCUGCCGGUUAUUCAGGAAAUGAGACUAACGGUGGCGGGAACUCCUUCGAGGAUGACUCUGGCAGAGGAGGAGUGAGAGUGCGAGCGCUGUACGAUUACGAAGGACAGGAACAAGACGAGCUCAGCUUCAAAGCAGGAGACGAACUGAUGAAGAUCGAGGAAGAGGAUGAUCAGGGCUGGUGUCGGGGACGUCUGGAUAACGGACGGACGGGGUUGUACCCCGCCAACUACGUGGAGGAAAUCUAAUGAUGAAGAAUAAUGCUGCAUUAUAACAGUCCAGCACAGAGCCAGAGACUUCAGAGUGACACACACACACACACACAAGCACACACUUCCCCAAAAAACACUAAGCAGUCUCGUCUUAAAACAGACAAAAUAAAGUCUUAGUAAAGCUUAUAAACCUUUUAUUCACACAGUAUAUAAGCCUGCAGUGUGUGAGGGAGGGAGACGUGUCCGUUAUAUUCAGAAGCAUUAUAAUGUAUAUCACACACACACACACACACGCAAAAAACAUAUGCAAGUGCAGGGAAACAUUUUGCAGUGUGUUUGAUAUGAAAACUGUGCAGUUGCUGCUUCAUGUUCGUCAUAUCAAUAGAAUCAGUUCGUUCUGAGAAAAUCAUUAUGUAGCAACAUCACAGAGUGUGUGUGUGUGUGUGUAUGUGUGUGUGUGUGUGUGUGUGUGAGGAGCAGCAUAUGUCCAUGUUCUUGCGGUCAUGUUGAGGAAACAGGAAUAAACACACACAUACACAAACACACACAAACACACACACACAAACACACACACACACAAACACACACACACACACAGAGGACACUAUUCCUGUUUUCUGCCAUCCAGUUAUUUUAUGCUACAGCAAACACACAGCCAUGCUGCCACACCAAGAUGCUCCAUGCAGGACACUUCUUUAUAUUAUUAUUAUUAUUAUUAUUUAUUUUUUUUGGGUUCAGUUCUCAGAGUGACCACAGGCUGACAGGGGGAUACUCUCUCAAACCCCUCUCCCCCCACCCCCUUCUCUCUACCCCACCCCCACCCUCGCUCCCUCUCUCUACGACCCCCCUCUCUCUCCCUCUCUCUACCCAACCCCCCCAUCUCUCUCUCCCUCUGUUUCCUCUCUCAACCUCCGCUCCCUUAUCAUCCAUCUCUCUGUUGAGGGUUUAUUUAUUCAGCAUGCUCUGGGAGGCUGGUGAGGGAGACUCGACUGAACGCAUCACUUGUUUUGCAUCUUAAAGAGUUUAAUGCGCUGCAUCACUUCAUCUCUUAUCUGAUUUUAUCUGGAAAUGACAUUAAUUUUUGAUGUUUGGACUUUUGGUGCAGUUUGUCCUCACGCAUCAUUCCUCAGAUUUCUAUUUACUUACAACAAUGGCGUUUGGAAGACGCUCUUAUCCUUGUCUCAUUUUAUACCACUGAACUGUUGAGGGUUCAGGGCCUCGCUCAGGGGCCCAGCGGAGGCAGCUUGGUGGUCCUGGGGUUUAAACUCACGACCUUCUGAUCAGCAACUUCAUCACCACUGAGCUACACUUCCCCUAUUCCUGUUACUUCUUCCUGUAAAGCUGCUUCGUGUCGGACGUCUCCAUCAGAAGUGUUUAAACCACUGACCUGAACAGCUACGCUCCAGUUUUAUAUCAGCAAUUAGAUCAGGAGAUCAGAUCAGCAAUGAGGCAGAAAUCUGAUCUGCAGAGAGCUGAGAGGAGAAACGUGCUGCGUUAAUGACCGAGACGUGGAGACGGGAAACACUAUCAGAUACACGAGAGACGUAAAGAUGUCUCGCUCAAGACAACACAAGUCAUAAUAGAUACACACACAGUUAUAAACCUGUAAUAAAAUAUACUUAUCACUGUACAUGCACCAAAAAUAUUACUGAUAAAUAUUACUAAUAUUACUAAUUAAAUCCUCAAAAUUCACUAGGAAUAAUUCAACAGCUCCAGAGUCUGAGACUGAAAUCCAAAUCUCAAGAACAAUCUCGAUUCUUAGAUUUUAUUUAUUCUAUUUUUUAGAGAUGCUUUAGAUCAGUAAAGAAAUCUAUAACUCCUUUUACACAAAAAUGAUUAUUAAUGUGUUAUUAAUGAAGAGAAUUUCCUCUUCCUCUACAUCUCCAUGUUCCUUUUUAUUCACUCUUUAUUCUUUAUUAUACUUUAUGAUUUCUUGUGCUUUUUUUCCGAAGCUAUUAAUAUAUGAGCGAGUUACUGAAGGCUGCAGCUUACGGCUCUGAUAAAUCGCUAAAAUAACAAAGAAAAAACGAACAGUUUUUAUUUCUAUCUUUUAGAAACUGUGAAAGAUUUUCAGCUGAGCUCGUGCGAGGACUGGAAAAGAAAAUAAACCCGAAUUCCCAGUCGUCAUGAACACAGCAAUAAAAUAUCCAGUUGCAGGAAUAAAAAUAGUAAGUGAAGAGUUUAACCAUGUGUAAGAAUAAAUAUAAUACAAUUUAAACAGGAUAAAGAAGAGAAACACCAGCUUUUACACGGUUUGUAUUAAACUGUCCAGCCUGACAAACAUCUACAUACACACAUACACACACACACACACACACACACACACGUGCUGAUGUGUUGGGGAAAAUGU
This is a messenger RNA of Hemibagrus wyckioides, 3854 nucleotides long. Its product is annotated as protein kinase C and casein kinase substrate in neurons protein 1-like. The record is from RefSeq and is a predicted model, not a curated record. The coding region runs from base 215 to 1540 and encodes 441 amino acids. Gene Ontology annotation, molecular function: protein binding; phospholipid binding. The transcript is spliced from 10 exons. Gene Ontology annotation, cellular component: endosome; cytoplasm; plasma membrane. Gene Ontology annotation, biological process: neuron projection morphogenesis; cytoskeleton organization; regulation of endocytosis. NCBI's taxonomy places the organism in Eukaryota, Metazoa, Chordata, Actinopteri, Siluriformes, Bagridae.